This is a messenger RNA of Pseudophryne corroboree (corroboree frog), 3575 nucleotides long. RefSeq names its product pinopsin-like. The record is from RefSeq and is a predicted model, not a curated record. The transcript is spliced from 6 exons. Bases 590 to 1747 code for a protein of 385 amino acids. Gene Ontology annotation, cellular component: photoreceptor outer segment; plasma membrane. Gene Ontology annotation, molecular function: G protein-coupled photoreceptor activity. Gene Ontology annotation, biological process: phototransduction; G protein-coupled receptor signaling pathway; visual perception. NCBI's taxonomy places the organism in Eukaryota, Metazoa, Chordata, Amphibia, Anura, Myobatrachidae.
UGGUCAGAGUGCAGACCUUGGUUCCCUGGUCAGAGUGCAGACCUUGGUUCCCAAAGCCGCUGAGGUAGAGAGCUGGCAGAAAACCCUGCAGCGGUGACAGAGACUCGGGGACAUAGCUGGCAUAAGACAGGAGCGGGAGAGGCGGAGCGCAGCGGAGGAAAGUGACAGGUGCUGUAGCGCUGCAUAUAGACUUGCCCCUGCUCCCAGGUAUUAGGAGUGAGGAGCCUCUGGAUCCGUGACAGCAGCAGUUAGAGAGGCUCUGUGGAGUUGUACUGAUUCCUACGCAGCUGAGGCAGAGCUUUAUGUGAGGUGUGCCGGGGGCAGAACCGAACCGCUCAGCCAGUAGGAAAGGCGCAGGAGGAGUCGGGGGAGUAUCCUAAGGCUAGGAAGAUUUCACAGGAGGUAUCAUCCGUCCGUCUAACACAGGGGUGGCCAACCAGUCAGAGUCAAAGAGCCAAAAAAUCUUGUUAGAUAAUCUAAUUUUUUGAAAGUGAAUGAAACAAACAAAGUGGACGCCAGUAACUCAGCAAACGCACAGAACCAGUCUGGCUCAUUGAGGCACAUUAACAUCUAUGAAUUCAUAUAUGUGAUGAUGUCAGACAUGAACUUAAACUGGACAACAAAUGUCAGUUUUGAAACUUCUCUGUCAUACAUGGAAAAUGACGGCUCACAAUUCAAAGAACCUGUGAUGUCGAGACAAGCACAUACAGUGGUGGCCAUCUUUCUUGGAAUUAUACUUGUUUUUGGCUUCCUAAACAAUUUCAUAGUGUUGAUUCUCUUCUGCAAGUUCAAAACCCUAAGAACCCCAGUCAAUAUGAUGCUAUUAAAUAUCAGUGUCAGCGACAUGUUAGUCUGUGUGUCUGGUACAACUUUGAGUUUUACAUCCAACAUUCAAGGCCAGUGGAUUGGAGGAGAAUAUGGCUGUCAGUGGUAUGGUUUUGUCAAUUCUUGUUUUGGCAUUGUUUCGCUCAUCUCAUUGGCUAUCCUUUCAUAUGAACGGUACACUACUCUGACUUUAUACAACAAAGGGGGUCCAAAGUUCACGAAAGCUCUGCUUGCUGUGUGUAGCUCCUGGAUUUACUCCCUGAUAUGGACAGUGCCACCUCUCCUUGGAUGGAGCAGCUAUGGGAAGGAGGGAGCAGGGACCAGCUGUUCGGUGCGCUGGACUUCCGAGUCUACAGAAUCAGUUUCCUACAUUAUCUGCCUUUUUAUUUUCUGCUUGGUCUUACCAGUUCUCGUGAUGGUAUAUUGCUAUGGAAGACUUCUUUAUGCUGUAAAACAGGUUGGAAAAGUAAGAAAAUCUACAGCCCGGAAGAGAGAAUACCAUGUUCUGUUCAUGGUGAUCACCACAAUCAUCUGCUACCUUAUCUGCUGGCUUCCUUAUGGAGUGGUGGCUUUGCUUGCUACGUUCGGGAGACCUGGAGUGGUGACACCAGUUGCGAGUGUUGUACCAUCAAUUUUGGCCAAGAGUAGCACAGUAUUUAAUCCAUUAAUCUACAUAUUUAUGAACAAGCAGUUUUACAAAUGCUUUCUUUUACUCUUCCAUUGUCAUCCUUCUUCUCCGAUUAAUGGAAAAUCUUUAUGCCAAUCAAAUCUAACUGUUGUUCAACUAAACCAAAGACUCACCAGCACUUUAGAGGCCCCAAAACUAACACAGAUACCGGGUGAUGCUGAGAAGGUUCCGUGUAUGCAAGACAAGGAAACAUCUGACCUUACUCCAAACUCAAAAGAAAAUUCUAUUUUAUGAAGACAUAUAACGAUUAACCUUUUACCUCCACAAUUAGGUAACAUUAUUUUAUUUGAAUUGUGUAAAUGAAGAACAUGGAGGAAAUGUACUAAAUGAAAAAAAUUAGGUAGUAGUAUUAGAAAAAGAAGAAUCUGUUUUCACCUCAAACUGCAUGCUGUUUAUUGCAAACCAAUGGGGUAAAACCAGAUUUCCCCCUUAUAAGACAAAAAAAGGCUAUAAAAAAAUAAAAUAAAUAUAUAUAUAUAUAUAUGUAUAUACACACACACACACACACAUAUAUACAUAUAUAUCACACACACACACACACACACACACACACACACACACACACACACACACACACACACACACACACCACACUAGUUGCCAGACUUUAAAAUGAUGGAACAACAUAACAGUAAUGUCAUUGCCAGUGGCUGUGCGUGCCUGAACGGAGCAACACUUGAACUCCUCCGUUGGGUGCAAUGUAGUGGCUGCCGGGGCACAGAACAGUUGAGUUCCCCACAUAGAGCUGCGUUAGCCUUUAUUAUAUAAGAGAUUUAUAUAUGUGUAUAUAUGUAAACAGUAUACGGCACUCUUAUUGAUAAAAUGUAUAUUUGCCCCGUUGCCCUCAGUUUUGUACUGCGUGGCAGUGAUAAUACAAAAGCUCUAUACGGCGGCACUCAGGAAAAAAAUCAGCCAACACCAGUUUUAUACCAUGUCAUCGUUUCAAUGCUAUAAGCAUUUUCAUCAGAACAUCCUGAUGAAAAUGCUUAUAGCAUUGACACGUUGACAUGGUAUAAUAAUAAAACUUGUGUUGGCUGAUUUUUUUCCUGAGUGCAUAUAACUGAAAAUAAAUAGUUAUGAGUGCCCUCUAGAAUUUAGAAUUCGGGGCUUUUAUUUUUUCUCCAUAGUGCAGUGUUAUAAAUUUUGGUCUCUUCUCCUCUGUUAUUAAUUCACCGUAAUUCAUAUGGCUAUACAUGUACAAAAACUCUCAUACACAAGUGUACUGCUCCAAGAAGCUCCCGACAUGAAAUGACUCAAUACAUGGGAAGCCCGUCUACUUAACAGAUAGGCUGGCAAUCAGGAAAGGUCUCUUAUUUCUUAUGGAAGAAGGCAUGAAGUUUGAACUAUGUUGCCUUUUACAGCCACCUCUUUAUUUUUGUUUCACGGUGGUGUUUCAAGCUGGUUAUCUUACUGGUAUCGGCUUGUAAUGUGCAGCUUAAUCAACUUAGAGAUGUACUAAGUGAAAAGAUGGACAAGUGAGGUGAGCAAGUGGAGAAGUUGCCCAUGGCAACCAAUCAGCAUUGAAGUAACAUUUGCAUACUAUAAAAAUCAUACAGGGCAGCUGGUUUGUUGCCAACUUCUCCAGUGACUCACUUCUCCACUCUUUUCACUGCUUAGUACAUCUCCCCUAUGUUUUGUAUUUUUAACCUAAAAAGAAAAAGAAAAAGAAAAAAUUCCAGUGGCUCUGCUGUUAGUAAAUUUGCUGUAGGUUUGAAAAAGACCCAAUUUUACUAAACUACUCAUUAGUAAAUGUCCACCUGUAUUUUAUUUGAAAUGACAAUGCUGAUCUAAGUCCUUAAUUGUGUACUUGAAUACAUUAUGUAUGUGUAUACUGUACUAGUGAAUGAUAUAUGUAUGAGUAUACGUUAGGUGGUUAUGCACUGCUACACUUAUAGUAUGUGAUAAACAACUACUGAUAAAAGAAACACAUUGUUUGAAUGUGUCUCUCUGUCCACUGUGGAAGACAAACUCAUGCUAGUUAUUGAAGUGCAUCUGUGCAGACGCUAAGCGCCAACAUUUCACGCCUGCAGUUCUACAUGGGAAAACGCACGCAAAAAUAAAA